Messenger RNA from Nymphaea colorata (pocket water lily), 1552 nucleotides. RefSeq lists its product as uncharacterized. Gene Ontology annotation, cellular component: endoplasmic reticulum membrane. The transcript has 10 exons. The coding region runs from base 109 to 1200 and encodes 363 amino acids. The record is from RefSeq and is a predicted model, not a curated record. NCBI's taxonomy places the organism in Eukaryota, Viridiplantae, Streptophyta, Magnoliopsida, Nymphaeales, Nymphaeaceae.
CUGUGCUUGUAAGUUGGGACUCAUUUUCCGCGCGUUAUUUUCCCCUUGAACGUUCGUGUUUUCUCGCGGGAUCUCGCAGCGAGGGAGAGACUCCAAUUUCCCCCUUCUAUGGAGUCGCCAUGGACGAUCCCCCUCUCUCUGCUUUUCCUCACUCUGGUCUUGGCUCUAGUUCUGGCCCUAGCGAUCGUUCUACUGGGUGCGAUAACGAAGCUUGAAUCGGAAAGAGUAGAUGCUGGUCAUGCGUUCUUCGUGGACCCUAAUUCGUCGAAGCGGGUAGCAUGCCCGUCGAUAUUUGAUCCAGCUCAAAAGUGCAUGUCAUUGAUAAUUCCUGCUUUCAAUGAAGAGCACAGACUUCCUGCAGCUCUUAGUGAGACCUUAAGUUAUCUCCAACAACGUGCGAAGAGAGAUAAAUCAUUUUCUUACGAGGUCAUAAUAGUUGAUGAUGGGAGCAAGGACAAAACUUAUAAAGUAGCCCUUGAUCAUGCAAGGAAAUACACAAUUGAUAAUGUGAGGGUUAUCCUUCUUGGAAGAAACCAAGGGAAAGGAGCAGCUGUCAAACAAGGAAUGCUUCAUGCACGUGGCGAGCUUCUUCUAAUGCUUGAUGCUGAUGGGGCUACUAAAGUCACUGAUCUAGAGAAAUUGGAGGAACAGAUACUGGCAGCAGCUAAGAGGCAACUCUGUGUAGGAGGAGGUGCUUCGCCCAUCAGUUCGGUUCCAAACAUGCCUGAAGUUCCAGUUGUUGCAUUUGGUUCUCGUGCUCAUCUUGAGAAGCAAGCUCUAGCUACAGUGUGUAAAUAUUUUUCUCUGGAUUUUAGCUUCUGUCUAUUUCAAAUCUCUAAAAAUGCAUUCUUGUUACUCUUUCAGCGUAAAUGGUACCGGAAUUUGUUGAUGAAGGGCUUUCAUUUACUAGUCCUCCUAACUGCUGGUGUAGGAGUUCGGGACACUCAGUGUGGCUUUAAGAUGUUCACAAGAGCUGCUGCUCAGAAGCUUUUCACUAAUAUGCGCUUGAGGAGGUGGUGCUUCGAUGUUGAACUAGUAUAUUUGUGCAAACAACUUGAUAUACCAGUUAUUGAAAUCUCCGUCAAUUGGAUGGAAAUUCCUGGAUCCAAGGUGCGCAUGACAAGUAUCAUGCACAUGCUUUUUGAGCUUAUGCUUAUUCACGUUGGUUAUGGAUUCAGCUUAUGGAAAAUUCAGACAUGAGAUUAUUGUUCACUUAUUUUCCGAAAGAAGCAAGCCAAUGGAGCCAACACAAAACCUUGAAGGCACAAUGAGAAACUCCUUUUGCCUACGUUCAAGGUGGAAGCUCCAUUCAUAUUCUUGCCCCAUAUGACGUCAUGUAGUGGUCAUAUAUGCUUCUUAUCUAUCAUUUUAUGGGAAGGUUAAAUGAAGCAAAACCAUUGAGAAAACUCCAGAUGAUUAGAUUUGUAUGUUCUACUUGUAAGCUUAAACACUAAAUUUGUCAGGUCAUUUUUUGCUGGCCUGAUGUUUAUAUUUUGUAUGCCCUUGAUUUUGUUGCACAAGGUAGAUUAAAAUUAAUUUGUUCAGAAGUUCA